Molecule: messenger RNA, 354 nt
Organism: Portunus trituberculatus (swimming crab)
Lineage: Eukaryota; Metazoa; Arthropoda; Malacostraca; Decapoda; Portunidae
Product: extensin-like
Exons: 1
Coding region: 1-354 (117 amino acids)
Source: RefSeq, a predicted model, not a curated record
AUGCACCUCUCCUCCCCCCAGGCCCCCAGUAGGCGUGUCAACUCCCCACAGGAUACAGAAAACGAGAUUCAGUCCUCCCCAAGUCCCCAGUAUUCUCCCCAGUUGAGCCCGGACACAGAUUUCCUCCCCAGUUCUUCUUCUUCACCUGAACCGUCUCCCCAGCUCUCCCCAGCACACCAGAAUGCUGCUUUGCCUCCCCAGUCCCCAGUAACUCUCCGAUCUUCGCCCCAGUUUACUCCAGAAGCAUCAGAUGACAUCCCCAGCUUUUCUUCACCCCAGCACACUAAUUUACCUCCCCAGCUUACUCCAGAAACAUCAGAUAAGCUCCCCAGCCUCUCUUCUUCACCCCAAUAA